AAAGGAGGAGGAGGCGCAAGCCAACUGGCACCGCCGCACCACCUUCACUGGCGCCUGCGCCAUCCGUGCGCAUGGGCCUUGACAAUGGGGGCGCACCGACUGAAAGGAGGAGGAGGCGCAAGCCAACUGGCACCGCCGCACCACCUUCACUGGCGCCUGCGCCAUCCGUGCGCAUGGGCCUUGACAAUGGGGGCGCACCGACUGAAAGGAGGAGGAGGGGCAAGCCAACUGGCACCGCAGCCCCACCCUGCCCCACACCUCCGGCGUCUGUCCGCAUGGCCCAUGGCGAUCAGGGCACUCCACCAGAAAGGAAGAGGAAGGGAUCCUCAUCACUGAGAGAAGGCAGGAGGGGCUGGCCCGAGAGGAGCUCAAUCCGGAACAAUUCCGCUGUGUGGCAUGGUGGCCCACAGAAAUCAGACGAUGGUGAUAGCUCGGAGAGUUCGGCAGGGGAGGAUGAUACCUGCGAGGAUUUGGCAGGGCACAGUGAUGACCCCAAUGGUUCAGGAGCAGACGGUGCUGGCCAGGAGAGAUCAGAAGAUGAUGAUAGCUCAGAGAGUUUGGCAUGGGAGGAUGAUACCCUGGGGGUUCUGGCAAGGCAUGGUGAUAACCCCAAUGGUUCAGGAGCAGUUGGUGCUGGCCACACACAUGGAUCUCCUGACGCCCUAGCUGCACUUAGUGAUCCGUCGAAGAAUGUGGCGACACAUGGAAAAAUUGUGGUGGCUCACACUCCUAACACCCCUCCAAGAUUCGAAGGGUUGUUGAGAAUCAUUACAUCGCUCAUACCUUGUGAGAAUAAAGGGAAGUCGUACGAAUGUAGCUUGGGCCAGAUGAAUGCAUUUCUAAGAUGGAGCCAAGCAGAGAAUGCCUUCUUUUUUGAGUGGAGUGACGAUAAAAUGGAAAUGACAUGUUGGAUGCACAAUAUCAAUAAAGGACAAACUUUCAAGUUUACCGUGAAUGCAGCAUUUUCACAUAAAAUGGAUAACUUAAGUGUGGAAAGAGCAGCAGUUGCAUUCUCGGAAAAUUUUAUUGGUGAUGAUGAAUAUUGGUCAGAUUUAAAAGACACACUCCUGAUUAUGUUUGGUUCUUUCGAAGACAAAGAUUUGAAAGACUAUGAUUAUCUUUAUGUUUUCACCAGAGUGGGAGAGUCUAUCGGUUUCAGAAAUUUUAAGAUAACCAGCUUACCCAAGGCCGGUGAUUCUUCCAGUAAGUUGGUGCUCAAAGAGAUCAACACCAACUUUUCCUUAAAGCUUGCUGAUGACCAGGUGACCCCCAACAACUCAUAUAUAGGUGCACAUCUUAAAGAAGAUGAGACUCUAAGCCUUUGUGAGGUUACCCUAUAUGGUAUUUCAAAUGGACAGACUGGUUCCUGCUUAUUUCAUCAUGUUGAUUUCAACGGAACAAUUUACUCAAUUGCUCUUAGGAAUGGGACUUAUCUGUCAACAUUGGAAAAACUUCAAGGGUUUAAUACAUCACUUGCAGAGAUUGUUGUGAUAGAACCUUCAUUGAAAAUGAAACAUAUUAUUGGGUCAGCAACAAAUAAGACAUACUGUUUUGUUCGAGAGAGAUUUAAAUCAAUUCUCCAGUCUUUGUUUGCUGAGGUCGCAACGCUGUUGGAGUCUGGGAAAUGCAUCAGCGAAACAAGUCACCUAUUCAUGCACAAUAUACUUGUUAGAGGGACUAGCGUUAGGCUAUAUGGACUCGAUCUGACAGAUUACAGUGAUGAUUUAGCCAAACUUACUGUUGAACAGCUUGUGGAUGUGGUCAGAAAAUGCUUUCCCAUAGAUACAAUUCCUAUAGAUUUGCAUGAGUUGCUUGAGGAGUUGGAAGAGAAUCCAUUGGAUGGAAUAAGAAUAGCAGAAGAUGAUUGCUCGUUGUUGAAGGCAGAGGAAAGAAGGAAGAUGUUGAUCGACUUCAAUAGUGAAUACAUGACAAAUGUGGAAGAAGGACCUGCUGAUUCUGACCGUAUCAACGAGAUAACUUUCUUCGAAGAUUGCCCAUAUGCGGCAGACUGGGACCAUAUAAUGAAAGACAACGAGUACAUGGUCCAGGUUGGCAAUAUGGAUAAAUCUAAUCAAAAGAACGAGGCUGAUGAAGAUAAUAAUGAUAAGAAUGCAGUAAAACUGAGAAUGGAAAAGAAACAGAAAUUGGCUAAAAACACUGCGAGCAUCAAGAAAUUUGCCGAUAAGAAGAAACUGCAGCUUCAGCUUAACAGAGGCAGUCAGCAGUUCAGCUCCAAAAGAAAUUUUCUGAUGCAUAUGCCUGAAAAGGCAAAAAAGGAUGGUAUAAUUCCAUUCAGGCUAGGGAUGUCUGAUCAUAUUUUGACAGCCUACUUCCCUAGAUUCCUCCGAUUUGUUCAAAAGAGGAUGAGAGAUCUGAAAGCGCAGAGAGGAAUAUUCAAGAAGAGGUCACGUCCUGGCUUGUGGGCUAGGGGUCAGCGACAGUAGAAAAGGCUGAGUUCGAGCCGGCAAGUCCAACCCAGGACAUGGCUAGCUUGUUCCAUUGGUUGUUUGUCUAGCAGCUAGUCCAUUUCUUUUUUGCUGGAAAGCAAACCUUAUUGAUGUACAAGUAGUUUGGUUCACUUGUGCCAUAUCUUUGUACUAUGUGACUAAGCUCAUGAUUGGUACUCCCUCCAGUCCAUAAAAAAUGUCGGAGUUUUAGUUCAAAUUAGCUCAAAUUUGAACAAAAAACCUAACACUUAUUAUGGAUCAGAGCUUUCUGGAGGAAAAAUACACUUGGUGUGAUGAUCAUGUGAUGUGCCAUGCUCGUCUCACUAUGUACACUGGAGAUGUACAUAUGCGGACUGUGGCGUGGCUGUAAAGUAUUUGAUAAUAACCACGUACAGCCGCAUGGCAGGGGAUUCCAUGUGAAAA
This is a messenger RNA of Lolium rigidum, 2870 nucleotides long. RefSeq lists its product as uncharacterized. Gene Ontology annotation, molecular function: RNA binding. Gene Ontology annotation, biological process: ribosomal large subunit assembly. NCBI's taxonomy places the organism in Eukaryota, Viridiplantae, Streptophyta, Magnoliopsida, Poales, Poaceae. Gene Ontology annotation, cellular component: nucleolus. The record is from RefSeq and is a predicted model, not a curated record. Bases 72 to 2444 code for a protein of 790 amino acids. The transcript has 10 exons.